AUGACGAACCCAAACCAAGACGGAUCCGACGUCGUUACUACCGUCUUCCUCUCCAACCUCCAUUGCAGCAGUUGUGUGCUCUCCAUACAGAAUGCUUUGGCGUCGCUCUCGCCGGCUCCGACGUCCGUGGACGUGUCCAUCGUGACGCAGACGGUCACUAUCAGACACCCCGAGGGGCUAUCUUCAGCGGCGAUUAACGAAGCCAUAGACGACGCCGGAUUCGAUAUUGUCUCCGACCCGGAUGACGACGGCCCACCACGAACGCCGCACACGCCACUCACACCUCUCGCGUCUCUAUCGCUCUCCAGCAACCUCGCUCGGCUCGGCACUUCGUUCACGCCCAAGAAGCAAAAACACUUCGAGCAUUGUGCAGCAUGCCAGGCCGAGCAAAGGGGAAGUCUCGAGCGCGAAGCGGAGUCCUCUUCGAUGGCGCAAGAGAAGCACGAGAAAGGCAGCUUCGUAGAUGAAGGCGAGAUCCAUGACUUCCCUGAGAAGACCGUUACAUCCCCGCAGAAGGCAGCAGGGACUCCUCCUGCACCGGCGUCCGUAGCCGACGACGGUCGGCAACGGGUCACGCUGUCUAUUGGCGGAAUGACGUGCGCGUCCUGUUCGAACGCGCUUACCCAUGCCCUCUCGGAGUUGCCUGGUGUGUCUGAUGUAGUCGUUAACCUUCUGGGUAACUCUGCGACGCUCAACGUGGACAGUGCUGGCCUCGUCCCUACUGUCACCGAGACUGUCGAGGACGUUGGCUAUGAGGCGGAGGUCAUCAGCGUCGAGCCGCUGUACGUCCCUCCCGCUCCGAAGGUAGCGAAUAUUGCAGAGGCGGAGGGGCCGCAGCGAGUCACUUUGUCUGUCGGCGGCAUGACUGUGCCGCGCGUACCCGGCGUGUCCGACCCCGUCGUUAACCUGUUGGGCGCGUCUGCUACGCUGGUCGUCGAGAACAAAGACGUUGUUCCACAAGCCGUCGAGGCCAUAGAAGAUGCCGGAUACGAGGCGGAGGUCAUGAGCGUCGAGCCCGUGAAGUCCGAGAAGGACAAGUCACCAGAGAUAGGGCCGCGUAUCGUUACCCUCCGCGUGGACGGCAUGUUCUGCAGUCACUGCCCAGAGAAAGUUAUGAACGCUCUCUCUUCGUUUGGCGAUAAAGUCACUAUCCUCAAACCUAUUACGGACCACACCGACAACAUCCUCCGCAUAUCCUACGCCCCAUGCGCUCCUACCUUCACUCUGCGACAUAUCAUUGACCGAAUCUCAUCCGUGACCUCACCCAGUGGAGCAUCAUUCACCGCGUCUGUCCAUCACCCGCCUUCGCUCGAGGACCGUGCCAGGCGCAUGCAACAGCGCGAACAGCGGCACCUGCUGGAGCGCCUGUUGUUUGCCAUCAUCGCUGCCAUACCUACCUUCAUUAUCGGUAUUGUGUGUAUGGACCUCCUUCCAUCCGACCAGCCCGGACGGAUGUGGUUUAUGGAGCCUUUCUGGACAGGCAACACCUCGAGAGCGUCAUGGGCACUCUUCUUCUGUGCGACGCCGGUCAUGUUCUACAGUGCCGGUAUGUUCCAUCGCAGAAGUCUGAAGGAGAUUUGGGCACUCUGGAGGCCCGGCAGCCGAAUGCCUGUGUGGAAGAGGUUUAUAAGGUUCGGCAGCAUGAACCUUUUGGUUUCCUCCGGAGUUUCCGUUGCAUAUUUCGCCUCCAUCGCAUUGUUGGCACUGGGAGCGGCUCAGCCCGCAUCGACGUCUGGGAAGGGUGACACGACGACUUACUUUGAUUCCGUAGUGUUUUUGACCAUGUUUUUGCUCAUCGGUCGAUACUUGGAGGCGUACAGUAAGGGUCGGACAGCCGAUGCCAUAACGGCGCUCGGAAAGCUGCGACCUACAUCCGCUCUCAUCGUCGUCCCUGCAUCCGAAGCGAAAGAAGACAAUACUCCAUCACCUAGCGGUUCCACGCUCGGAGACGUCGACCUCGAAAAAGGCGAUGCCAUACGAGAAGAGGCGGACUUAACCGCAGCCAUCGGAACGAAGAUCGAGAGAAUCGAUGCCGAGCUUCUUGAGGUCGGAGAUAUCGUCCGGGUACAACAUGGAGGAAGCCCUCCUGCUGACGGGACCAUUGUUGCGGGAGACAGCGGUGCUUUCGACGAGAGCUCGCUCACUGGCGAGUCGAGACUGGUCAAGAAGCAGGUCGGUGACGACGUCUUCCUCGGGACGAUCAACAAGGGAGGCGUCGUGGAUGUGAGAGUGGACGCGAUCGGCGGCGAGACGAUGCUCGAUCACGUCGUCAAGGUCGUCCGCGAAGGACAGACCCGCCGCGCGCCCAUCGAGCGCGUCGCUGAUAUGAUUACGGGCUACUUCGUCCCUGUCGUAACUCUCCUGGCCAUCAUCACCUGGGUUACCUGGCUUGGACUCGGACUAGGCGGCGCACUACCUCCGAGCUAUCUGGAUAUCGACGUCGGUGGUUGGGUGGUAUGGUCGCUGGAAUUCGCUAUUGCCGUUUUCGUCGUUGCGUGCCCAUGCGGGAUCGGGCUGGCAGCGCCCACGGCGUUACUUGUCGGUUCGGGCCUUGCCGCGAAGUACGGCAUCCUCGCGCGAGGAGGCGGAGAGGCAUUCCAGGAGGCGGCCCAGCUCGACAUCGUCGUAUUCGACAAGACUGGCACACUCACCGAGGGUGGCGAGCCGAAGGUGACCGACGUCGAGAUUGUGGGGCAACCGGAGGGAUCGAAGUGGACACGCGAAGUCAUCCUCGGCAUCGCUGCAGAAGUCGAGUCUGCGAGCUCACAUCCAUUGGCAACGGCCAUUCGCCAAUACUGUUUAGACAAUGCAGCGUCGUCGCAGAGCGGCUCCGCAUUCGACGAGACGCCUGGAAGAGGUUUGAAAGCCGCGUUCGGCUCGCUCAACUGCUCCGCUAUCAUUGGCAACGAAGCCUGGAUGAAGGAGCAUGGCUGCUUCGUCGAUGGGAAGUUGGCUAACAAGCUCGAUACGUGGAAGUCGGAAGGCAAGAGUGUGGUCCUGCUUGGCAUAUGCGACGAGUCGGCAGAAGUGCCUGCUUUCUCUGUGGUCGGCCUGUUCGCUAUCGCGGACCCGCUUAGGCCUGAGGCGAAGAGCGUCAUCGAGCACCUACAUGGUCAAGGCAUUGGGACAUGGAUGAUCUCCGGAGAUAAUGAGACCACUGCGAAGGCGGUUGCCCGGAUGGUGGGUAUCUCGGAAACCAAUGUCAUCGCUGGUGUCUUGCCGCAUGAAAAAGCAGACAGGAUUCGGUGGUUGCAGCAGGUCGGCAUGAAGAGAGUACAACCAUCAAUCAGGCGUUUAUUCGGCAAGCAGAAGUUGAACGAACGAUGCGUUGUAGCCAUGGUCGGCGACGGCAUCAAUGAUGCUCCUGCCCUCACCGCUGCUGACGUCGGCAUUGCCAUUGGGUCAGGCAGCGACGUGGCCAUUUCCAGCGCGGCCUUUAUCCUCGUGUCGGCAAACCUAUACACACUGCUGACCCUGACGGACUUGUCGCGCAAGAUCUUCAAUCGGGUGAAGUUCAACUUCCAUCGCUGUCCCCAUAGCUGCGGGGUUAUCUACCCUGCUGGGAAUGCCAGGCUACCCCCGGCAUGGGCGUCGCUGCUUAUGGCCCUAUCUUCUGUCUCUGUGGUCUGCAGUUCACUUGCCCUGAAACUUUACAAGCCGCCUGCAUCUGCACUCGCACAAUGA
This is a messenger RNA of Fomitopsis serialis, 3684 nucleotides long. Its product is annotated as heavy metal translocatin. The record is from RefSeq and is a predicted model, not a curated record. Bases 1 to 3684 code for a protein of 1227 amino acids. Gene Ontology annotation, cellular component: membrane. NCBI's taxonomy places the organism in Eukaryota, Fungi, Basidiomycota, Agaricomycetes, Polyporales, Fomitopsidaceae. Gene Ontology annotation, biological process: copper ion homeostasis; monoatomic cation transport. Gene Ontology annotation, molecular function: ATP hydrolysis activity; P-type divalent copper transporter activity; copper ion binding. The transcript has 11 exons.